Molecule: messenger RNA, 4063 nt
Organism: Miniopterus natalensis
Lineage: Eukaryota; Metazoa; Chordata; Mammalia; Chiroptera; Miniopteridae
Biological process (GO): regulation of DNA-templated transcription
Source: RefSeq, a predicted model, not a curated record
AAGGAAAAAUUAUUCUUCCCCUAGAGUGUCAUUUCCCUCAUUUUUUAAAAUUAUUAUUUUUCAUUUUAGAGGGCACUUAUUAAACAGGACAGUGAAAAAGGAAGGGCCUAGGAUAACAGGAGAGGACUGAGUGGGGCUACUUUGAGUCCCUAAGAAGACAGAUAAAAGGGGGUCUUGGGGACAAGUUCAGGGAGUUUGUCUGGAAGGAACUGCCACUGCCCAUUGAUGCCCUGGUUUCAUGCCUCCUGAGGUCCCUUACAGUUUCAGAGGUGCACGCCUGUGGAGGAAGGGUUGGGGGAGGCGUGCGCAUGUUACUUUGUGGAAGAGCACACCCAUGUCUCUCAUCUUUACUGUCACCUCACUUAAACUCCAGACAAUAAAGGAACACCUACGCCACAUUUAGAACCUAAGGUUUUAUUGGCCUGAGGAAUAAAUACUUCCAGGAGACCAAAUAAAGGGACAUCAGAGAGACUGUGGUCAUUGCGAUCAGGAGCUCUGGAGCAGGGGUCCCAGAGGAAACGUACCUCUCGUUGACUUUUCUUCUCAACCCACAGGCUCUAACUCCCCAGUAUGGACAAAAAAGGGGUCACGUACUAAGCCUGACAAGCUCAGAGGAGGCCUGCUUGGUGGCCUUACAAACCCAGAGGCUGAAAGUAAUCACAAAAGAUGUUCUAAAAUUAAAACUUUCUAGCUAAAAGCAAGUAAUGUUGGGUAGUCAUGUCCUAGACUGGAAUCUUUCUUAACAAAGGUCAAUCUGUGCCUUAACUAAGCCUGUCCAUUGUUUUGUUUUACAUGAAGGAUAUAAUGUACCUUUGGAAUGUCAGGUUAAAUUCUUCUAUGCCACACCCAUCAGGGCACUACAGAGCGAUAGUCGGUAUUGUGUUCACUGUGAACUAUCCUGUUCCCACCUCGGUAAGAAAUGCAUUCAUUCCUUUUACUCCAUCCAAGGUCAGAGGUUUCCCUUUGGCUUUCUCCCACCUCCCUAAUUUCCCCCCAGCAGAUUUCAGGUAACCCUCUCAUGUCUUCCUCUUCAAAUGUAUAAAAGUUGCAGAACUGCCCUUCUCCAGAGCAUUUUCUCAAUCUGUUAUUUUUCGUCUGGGAAAUUUUCGUCACUUUGGCUCAAAUAAACUCAUAGAAAUUUCCUACAGUUUUGAACAUUUCUUACAUGUACACCAGGAGCAAUACUCAUGAGAAACAGGAAGAAGUUGCAGAGUUAAGUAUCAGCAUUUUCAGGGACACACCUGACUGAAGACAGAUUUCUGAACAGAAACUUAGAGCCGAACCAGACACAGCAAGACAGAGCCUCCCUGGUGCUGGCUCCUUUCAGGGAACAGAAGAAAAUGCUCCAGGCUCAGGACAUCACACCAUUAAACAGCAUGGAGUUGUUGCAGGAUCCCCUGACAUUUCACGAUGUGGCUGUGGACUUCACCUCAGAGGAGUGGCAGCUCCUGGACCCCGAUCAGAAGAACCUGUACAAGGAUGUGACAUUGGAGAACUACAGCCACCUGGAGUCAGUGGGGUAUCAAGUCAGGAAACCAGACACAAUUUCCGAGUUGGAUCAAGGGGAAGAACCAUGGACAGUACAGGAUGAGCUCCACAGUCUGGUCUCUCCAGGUGAGACAACCAUUCUGCACAGUAACCAUGAACAGUUUUACACUGAAAUUAAAUUGCCUCUCAAUACCAAACCCAUCAAUAAUAAAUCCCAGGUCAUUCAGCAACAUAGAACUCACACCAUAGGGGAAGCCCACAUAUGCAUUGAAUGUGGGGAAGCCUUCAUCAAUAUAUCUGAGCUCAUUGAUCAUCAGACAGUUCAUACUGGAGACAAACCUCAUGGAUGCAGUCUGAGUGGAAAAGCCUUCUCCAGAAAAUCCAGGCUUACUGAACAUCAGAGAAUUCACACAAGAAUGAAACAAAGUGAAUACACUGAAUGUGACAAAACCUUCCUCAAGAAAUCACAGUUGAAUAUACAUCAGAAAACUCACGUGAAAGAGAAACCUUAUACGUGUAGUGAAUGUGGGAAAGUGUUCAUCAAAAAGUCUGGGUUCAUGUAUCAUCAGCAAGCUCAUAGAGGCAAGAAACCCCAUGAAUGCAGUCUAUGUGGGAAGAUCUUCUCUACAAAGUUCAGUCUCACUACCCAUCAAAAAACUCAUACAAGAGAGAAACCCCAUCGAUGCAAUCUAUGUGGGAAGACCUUCUCUACAAAGUUUAUACUCACUCUACAUAAGAACACUCAUACAGUAGAGAAGCCUCAUAUAUGCAGUGAAUGUGGGAAAGGCUUUAUUGAGAAGAGUCGCCUUACUACACAUAAGAAAAUUCAUACAGGUGAGAAACCCCAUGGAUGCAGUGUAUGUGGAAAAACCUUCUCUGCAAAGUUUAAUCUCACUAUACAUCAGAGAACGCAUACAGGAGAGAAACCUUAUACAUGCAGUGAAUGUGGGAAAGGCUUCUCAACGAAGUGCUGCCUUACUGGACAUCAGCGAACUCAUACUGGAGAGAAACCCUAUGUAUGUAAUGUGUGUGGAAAAGGCUUCUCCAUGAAACGUGCUCUCACUAUACAUCAGCGAAUUCAUAGUUCAGAAAAACCAUAUAUGUGCAGUGAAUGUGGAAAAGGUUUCACUGUGAAGCGUGGUCUGAUUAUACAUCAGCGAAUGCACACAGGAGAGAAACCCUACGUAUGCAGUGAAUGUGGAAAAGGCUUCCCAGUCAAAGUGCAGCUGGUUUCACAUCAACGGACUCAUACAGGAGAGAAACAUAAUUGUCAUGAAUGUGGGAAAAGUUUAUCAACAAGGUACAACCUCCUUUUACAUAAAAGAAUUCAUUCUGGAGAGAAACCCUAUGUAUGCAAUGAGUGUGGGAAAGGCUUCAUUAGGAAGCGUACUCUUAGUGAGCAUCAUCUAACUCAUACAGGAGAGAAACCUUUUAUGUGUAGUAAGUGUGGGAAAGGCUUCACCAAUAAGCGCUACCUAAGUGAACAUCAUCGAAGUCAUACAGGAGAGAAACCUUAUAUAUGUGGUGAAUGUGGGAAAUGCUUCUCAGCAAAACACAAUCUCAUUUUACAUCAGCAAACCCAUACUGGAGAGAAACCCUAUGUAUGCAAUGUGUGUGGGAAAGGCUUCGCCAGUAAGUGCCCUCUCCUCAGACAUGAGCCAACACAUAUGAGACAUAAGCCCUAGGUUUGCAGUAUAUGUGUAAAAGGCUUCAGCAUAAAACAUCUUGUACAUGAGCUAACCCAUACCUCAGAAAAAAAUGUAUAUUUGCAAUGAAUGUGGGAAACGCUUUACAUUCAAGAGUAAUCUCAUCAGAUAUCAGCUAAUACAGGAGAAAAGCUAUAUGUAUACUGAAUAUGGGAGACAUUUCACAGAGAAGAAUAGUCUCAUCAGACAUUAGCCAACACAUACAGGAUGUAAAUAAAUAAUGGCACAGCCACUAUAAAAAAAGUAGUAAUCCUAUAUGUGCAAUGAAUGUGAUAAAGGCUUUACCAUGAAGAGUCAUCUCAGUGUACAUUGGCAUACUCAUACAAGAGAGAAUCUUUACAUGCAAGUCAGUGUGUGAAGACAAUUGGGAAAAACAUGCUCAUUGCACAUCUGUGAGUUUAUAUGGAGAGAAACUAUAUAUGCACUGCACAUGGAAACGGCUUAACCAUGAACUACUCUAUACAUCAGCAAACUCAUACUGUAGAAUAUCUGCAUAAAUGCCAUGGGUUUGUUGAAGGCUUUAGGAGACGUGUCAUACAAACUCAGAGAUUUCACUCAGGAAAGAGUCCCUUUGCAUGUACAUAAUGUUAAAAAUUAUUGAGGAAAGAUGAUGUCUACUUAUCAGAGAAUUUCCCCUGCCUUUCACAGCUUUACAUAACUUUGCAUUUUCUAAAACUUACAUGAUGUGAUUCUGCUUUUAUAUACAUUGUAUCAAUAUUUGGAGAUUUAGUAAUGAUAUAUUAGUAGCUUUUUUCCCCGGAGAAAUAUCUUAUCUUUGAAUAUGUUACCAUUAGUUUAUCCAUUCCUUUGUUUACAGACAUUCAGUUAUUUGUAAUUUUUUACUAUUUAAAAUAAAUCUGGUAGAAACA